AUAAAUAUUACUUCGCAUUAUAAAGUCUUAUCAAAGAUGGUAUUGGGCUGUUUCUCAUUCUUGUUGUUCUACAGCGAGGCUCUGGAAUUUUUUUAGUAUGUCUUAACUGUCUUGCGUUAAGGAAAGGAAACCUUUUAAGGUGAAGUUCCCCUCCCCAAAGGUAGUUUGGCCCACACCUUGCGUGUUUUUGGCCAAUUUGUGUUUGUUACUAUGUUCAUCCCGAUUUGAGCCACGCCCACCCCUUCCUGGAAGUUUCGACCGCGAGAUUGUGUGGAAAUAGUGAACAACGCAUGACUGAGGCAAGUCUACGUGUGUUCCGUUCAGGAUACCUUUGAAAACAUGUAGUUCGUGCAUAGCGUAUCUCCAAUGACGAGUACCAAACUUGCAUAAAGACCAGGCCCGGUAACAGUCUGUAUCAGUGUAUUCUGUAUCUAGCCCCUGGUGACUACCAUCGCUUCCAUUCACCCACGGACUGGACCAUUAAACACAGGAGGCAUUUCCCUGGUCUCCUGUUCUCGGUCAAUCCGGGUAUCGCUCGCUGGAUCCCCGGUCUUUUCUCAAUGAAUGAGCGAGUCGUUCUUCGUGGUGAAUGGGAGCACGGUUUCUCAAUGACAGCAGUCGGUGCCACCAACGUAGGAUCCAUCAAUAUUUACUUUGACAAGGAGCUCCGCACCAAUGUCAAAGGCAAGUUCCAGCAAGGCGAUUACCACGACCAUGACUACACCAUCAACCCCACCUCCCCAGAGUCCGAUACCCACACCAAAGACGUCCCUGCCCCUGGUAUCAGGGUCUCCAGGGGUCAAGGCAUUGGAGAGUUCAACCUUGGAUCCACCGUAGUUCUUAUCUUUGAGGCACCCAAGGAUUUUGAGUUUUCAUUCAGGCCUGGGGACAAGGUUAGGCUCAAUGCCGGCAUCGGUUCAUUAUGACAAUAACAUCAGUAUUAGGUUAACAUAUCAGUACAGUAUUUAAAGCCA
Messenger RNA from Patiria miniata (bat star), 974 nucleotides. RefSeq names its product phosphatidylserine decarboxylase proenzyme, mitochondrial-like (gene pisd). The record is from RefSeq and is a predicted model, not a curated record. Gene Ontology annotation, biological process: phosphatidylethanolamine biosynthetic process. Gene Ontology annotation, cellular component: mitochondrion. Lineage: Eukaryota; Metazoa; Echinodermata; Asteroidea; Valvatida; Asterinidae. Gene Ontology annotation, molecular function: phosphatidylserine decarboxylase activity.